AUGCCAGCACGCACUCGCAAACCUCGCAUCAACGAAAAGGAUGAUGGCGCUCUCAGUCUCUCAGAAGACGACUUCCGUCGUCACUGGGUCUCGGCCGACGGGCUGAGUCUACGCAAUGCUCAUCCGAAAGUCGCCUUCAACCGAGAGAACAACGGCUUUGAUCAUCUCAAGCUCCCAGAAAUGCCGUUGAUCAACACCAAGGCUAUUGAUGCGCCAAACUUUGCCGACUUCAAUCCAGAGGAAGAGACGAAAUAUCUGAGCAUGGUUCGCGACAAGCUCAGCCUGACCAAAGACUACAUCCUCAAGGAGCAGGAGCUAUCCCUCGAUCCUGAUCGUAUUGGUACGCGCCACACGACAACGCCAAAACUUCUCGCCAUACCACCCAUCUUGAUUGACAUACACGCACAACAGAUGGUUCGGCUUCUCAUUGAAUCGGAAGCAGAGCUUCGAAGAUUGAAUACCGACACUCCGGAGGAUAAAUUUGAUGCCGUACUAGAUCAGCCAAUGAGAGACUAUCUGGAGCUCUGGGCCGGGUUGCAAGCAAGCCUUAUGUGGCAGCUUCCUGGUGAGGACGCUGCAGACAAGAUGAACAAGGCGGAUAGGAUCAUGGAUGAGGUGUUUGAAAAGCUGGUGGAGCCGUAG
This is a messenger RNA of Alternaria arborescens, 642 nucleotides long. RefSeq lists its product as hypothetical. The transcript has a single exon. The record is from RefSeq and is a predicted model, not a curated record. Lineage: Eukaryota; Fungi; Ascomycota; Dothideomycetes; Pleosporales; Pleosporaceae. The coding region runs from base 1 to 642 and encodes 213 amino acids.